Molecule: messenger RNA, 6358 nt
Organism: Loxodonta africana (African savanna elephant)
Lineage: Eukaryota; Metazoa; Chordata; Mammalia; Proboscidea; Elephantidae
Gene: ESYT2
Product: extended synaptotagmin 2
Exons: 23
Coding region: 168-2828 (886 amino acids)
Biological process (GO): lipid transport
Cellular component (GO): extrinsic component of cytoplasmic side of plasma membrane; endoplasmic reticulum membrane
Molecular function (GO): calcium-dependent phospholipid binding; phosphatidylcholine binding; calcium ion binding
Source: RefSeq, a predicted model, not a curated record
CUCACCCUCAGAGAGGCGCUGGCGUGCGCAGUGGACAUAGUCGGGCCCGGGCCCCCGGGAUCCGCGGGUUCGCCCAGCCCGCCUUGGCUGGGGGAGGGAGACGCAGUGGGUGGGAUUAAGCCGCUGCCGUUAUCGCUGCUGUCGCCCUCUGUGGACGUGGUUUCGCGAUGAGCACCUCCCGGGAAAAGUGUCCAGUAGGCGCCGACGUCCCAGGGGCCGGGGGCGACCAGGGCCCGGCCGCGGCCAGGGGUCCCAACCCUGAGGGGGACCCGGCGCCCGAGCCCCCUGUUUCCAUGCUCAGCGUGGACGUGCCGGGGCUGCUCUCGCAGUUUGCGCGCAGCUUCGUGCUGCUCUUCCCAGUGUACGCGCUCGGCUACCUGGGGCUGAGCUUCAGCUGGAUCUUGCUGGGGCUGGGACUGCUCUUCUGGUGCCGAAGGAACAAGGGCGACAAGACGUCCCGCCUCUCCCGGGCGCUGGCCUUCCUGGAGGACGAGGAGCAGGCGGUGCGCCUCAGCGUCUGCUCCUCCGACCUGCCCGCCUGGGUUCAUUUCCCUGACACUGAAAGAGCAGAAUGGCUAAAUAAGACUGUAAAACACAUGUGGCCUUUUAUUUGUCAAUUUAUAGAGAAGUUGUUUCGAGAAACGAUAGAGCCAGCUGUGCGUGGAGCAAACACCCACCUUAGUACCUUCCGUUUCACAAAGGUUGACAUGGGUCAGCAGCCCCUCAGGAUCAAUGGUGUUAAGGUGUAUACUGAAAAUGUAGACAAAAGGCAAAUUAUUUUGGACCUUCAAAUUAGUUUUGUAGGAAAUUGUGAGAUUGAUUUGGAGAUCAAGCGAUAUUUUUGUAGAGCUGGUGUGAAAAGCAUACAGAUUCAUGGUACAAUGCGGGUGAUCUUGGAACCAUUGAUUGGAGAUAUGCCCUUGGUUGGAGCUUUGUCGGUCUUCUUCCUUCGGAAACCACUUUUGGAAAUUAAUUGGACAGGACUAACUAAUCUUCUAGAUAUUCCUGGAUUGAAUGGUUUAUCAGAUACUAUCAUUUUGGAUAUAAUAUCAAACUAUCUGGUGCUUCCCAAUCGAAUCACCGUUCCACUUGUCAGUGAAGUUCAGAUAGCUCAGUUGCGAUUUCCUAUACCAAAGGGUGUUCUAAGGAUACAUUUUAUUGAAGCUCAGGAUCUUCAGGGAAAAGAUACUUAUCUUAAGGGACUUGUGAAAGGAAAGUCAGACCCCUAUGGAGUUAUUCGAGUUGGCAACCAAAUCUUCCAAAGCAAAGUUAUCAAAGAAAGUCUUAGUCCAAAGUGGAAUGAAGUUUAUGAGGCUUUAGUUUAUGAACAUCCUGGGCAGGAAUUAGAAAUUGAGCUCUUUGAUGAAGACCCAGAUAAGGAUGACUUUCUAGGAAGUCUCAUGAUUGAUCUUACUGAAGUUGAAAAGGAGCGCCUUUUAGAUGAAUGGUUCACUCUGGAUGAGGUUCCCAAAGGAAAGCUUCACUUGAAACUGGAAUGGCUGACAUUAUUGCCAAAUGCUUCAAAUCUGGAUAAGGUGCUAACAGACAUCAAAGCUGACAAAGACCAAGCCAAUGAUGGUCUUUCCUCUGCAUUGCUCAUAUUGUAUUUAGAUUCAGCAAGGAAUCUUCCAAGUAAUCCAUUAGAAUUUAACCCUGAUGGCUUGAAGAAGGCUGCAGUUCAGAAAGCUUUAAAGUCAGGAAAGAAAAUAAACAGCAACCCAAAUCCUCUCGUCCAAAUGUCAGUUGGACACAAAGCUCAAGAGAGUAAGAUUCGGUACAAAACCAAUGAACCUGUGUGGGAAGAAAACUUUACUUUCUUCAUUCACAAUCCAAAGCGCCAAGACCUUGAAAUUGAGGUCAAGGAUGAACAGCAUCAGUGUUCCCUAGGAAAUCUGAAGAUCCCUCUCAGCCAGCUGCUCGCAAGCGAUGAUAUGACCAUGAACCAACGGUUCCAACUUAGUAAUUCAGGUCCAAACAGCACUAUAAAAAUGAAGAUUGCCCUCAGGGUACUUUAUCUUGAAAAGCAAGAAAGAUCUCCAGAUCACCAACAUUCAGCUCAAGUAAAAAGGCCCUCUAUUUCCAAAGAAGGGAGAAAAAUACCUGUCAAAUCUCAGAUUUCUGCAUCUCCAGCCACUGAGGGCAGUAAAACUGCUCCAUCCACACCAAUAAUUGAUAGCAGUAAUAAGACUGACAUGGAAGAGAAAACACAGCUUCCCAAUACCAGCCCUCAGUGGCCACGUGAUCUCAGCAGAAGCUCCUCUAGCCUCCAGGCCUCCAAUUUUACCUAUUCCCCAAGCCACAUUUCAGUCAAGGAGCCCACACCAAGCAUUGCCUCAGACAUAUCAUUGCCAAUUGCCACACAGGAACUUCGGCAAAGAUUGCAGCAGCUUGAAAAUGGAACAACAUUGGGACAGUCUCCACUUGGACAAAUUCAGUUGACAGUACGUCACAGUUCUCAAAGAAACAAGCUUAUUGUGGUUGUGCAUUCCUGCCGAAAUCUUAUUGCCUUUUCUGAAGAUGGCUCUGAUCCAUAUGUCCGAAUGUAUUUAUUACCAGACAAGAGGAGGUCAGGAAGAAGAAAAACUCAUGUUUCAAAGAAAACAUUAAAUCCAGUGUUUGAUCAAAGCUUUGAUUUUAGUGUUUCAUUACCAGAAGUGCAAAGGAGAACAUUGGAUGUAGCAGUAAAGAACAGUGGUGGUUUCUUAUCCAAAGACAAAGGGCUUCUUGGCAAAGUAUUGGUUCCUUUAGCCUCUGAAGAACUUGCCAAAGGUUGGACCCAGUGGUAUGAUCUAACUGAAGAUGGUACACGGCUGCGUAUGGUAACAUAGAUCAUUCUUGGACAUGAAGAAUUGUUUCUGGUUGUAUUUAACCCAUCUUUGUGUACUUUGGAUGCAUCACUCUCACAGAUGUACCAAUAUUAUUUUUAUGAUUUCAUGUAUUUAGUUAUUACAUACCUUAAAGUUUUUAUAAAUCAUAUGUUGGCAUUUUAGGCAAAUAUGGCCAAUAUUAUUGUUAAAUUUUGUAUGUUUAGUUUGUUCUAAUAUUUCACCAGUUAUUGCAAUGUAUAAUAGGGUAGUAGUUAAUUAUGAUGUUAUGUAAAACUGUAUGUAUAUGCUUUAUUAUUGCCUUGUUCUGUGUAUCACUGAGGUACACUGUGCCAUGUAAAUAGACUCUAAUUUUUAUAAUGUCUACAUACUGAUUUGAAUUCAGAAGAAAAUGGAUCUAGGAAAUAUAUAUUUUCUUCUAAAUCGUAUGAAAUUCUUAUGACAAAUAAUCAUUUUUGUCUUUGCAGCAAAAAGUUCUCAGUGACCUAUUUUGUGCUGUUUCUUUUUUAAAAAAACUGAAAGGUUAUUAAAUAUUAGCAUACUUCUUGCCCAUUACAGCUGAUGAAAGAAAGUAUUCAAAAUGUUAACAUUUUCAUAAUAUAAAGAUGUAUUAUCGAAGUCAGUUGAAGGACUUAUAAGGAAAAAUAUUUUAUGACUGAGUAAUAUAAAAUAUUAAGAGAAUUGUCAUAGUUCAUAAGUCAUGGUGUACUAAUCUGAGAUUUCUUACCUAGAAAUGGAAUAUUUUAUGUUUAUUUUUUAUUGCUUGGAGCCCUGGUGGCACAGUGGUUAAAUUUACAGCUGCCAAGCAAAGGGCUGGCAGUUUAAAUCCAGCAGCCACUCUUUGGAAACUCUAUGGGGCAGUUCUACUCUGCCCUGUAGGACUGUUAUGAGUCAGAAUCAGCUCAACAACAAUGAGUUUUUUGUCUUUUAAUUGCUUAUUGUAAUUUAUUCAUGAAAGGAUGCACAGAUACACAAAUUAUACUUUUCCUAAAAUACAAUGCAGAGCAGACUUUCAAUGUUAGCAGUUACCCAGUUAGCAGUUAAGAUGUUGUAAAAUAGUCAGUCAUGAGCUUUGUUCAUCUUCAGUGUUUUCCCAGCCUGUGAAGCAAGGAAGGCACACAUUGUCAUUACAAAGGUUAACAAGGUAGAUUGGGAUGGGUAAAUGGAAUAUUGAGUUAAAACUGAUAGUUUUUCUAUCUGUUUGUUAAUGUGAGCUUAGUUUUACAUCAUCUAUAGGGUCGCUAUGAAUCAGAAUCAACUCGACAGCAAUGGGUUUGGUUUUUUGGUAUAGAGAAUGAAAAAGCCCUGGUGGUGCAGUGGUUAAGAGCUCAGCCAUGGACUGAAAGGCUGGUGGUUCGAACCCAUCAGCCACUCUGAGGGAGAAAGACAUGGCAGUCCGCUUCCAUAAAGAUUGCAGCCUUAGAAAGGCUAUGGGGCAGUUCUACUCUGUCCUAUAGCAUUGUUGUGAGUUGGAAUUGACUCAACAGCAAUGGCUUUGGUUUGGGGGUUUUAUAGGGCGUGAUGAGCUGGAACACUGUUUCAUUCUGCUAAUACUUAUAGGCAACCACAGGACCAAAGGGUUUCAAUACAGCUGCCAACACAAGCAGCUAUUUUUAAAUGACAGUUUCCUGGGUUUUCUUUAUACCAUGACUGACUUUAAUAUUGGGAUAUUGUUAUAUAAUUUUUAUUUUGGAAUUCUUUUUUUUUUUUUUUUUAGAUUAGCAGAAGCAUGUUUAACAUACUUAAGAAUCCCAAAAACUUCUUGUGAGGUGAAGCUAUAUAGCAGUCUCAUAAGCUAUGCACGCCUAAAACAAAGUAUGCACGUGUGUAGAGAGAUUUUUAAAUAUAUCUUCUAAGCUGUGUGGUGAAAAUGGCUUCCCUAGCCAUGAGAACAUUUGAAACUCUAUAUAAAUAUAUUGGGGAAAAUAUAGCUUUGUAAUUGAAAUUGGGGGGUCUUACCUUAAUUGGUUUCAUGAAACUAAAUAACUUCAGGAUAGAUCACAAGACCAAACAUACCAAAGUGCCUGUGAUGAGCAGAGAUUGUUAUUUCUUCUUAGAUUGUUAUUUCUACACACACCGGCCUUCCAGUGAGUUUUCAUUUUGUUUUAAUUUGUAAUUUAUACUUCGAACCAUGAGUUUACUUCUAAGGGAGUCUAUAACUUCACAACAUAUUUCAUGUAAUCAUAAAGACCAAUAUAAUCUCACUAUUUACUGUUUAAUGAAAGCUCAUUCUAAAGCCUCAUUGUAAACCAAUUCCAAUGUUAGUAUACACAGUUGAUUCAUCUGGGAGGAGGUUUAUGUACAUGUUGAUACACACAUACGAACAUAUGUACACACAAAAUAUUUAACUAUAGUAUUUUAGUAGCAUGAGAAAGAUAUACAAUAACAUGAAAUCUAAUUGCCUACCCAUGGUAUUAGAUUAUUUGAAGAUUUUUUGUUUUUUUAAAUUAGGUCUGUUGAAGGGCUUCUGGCAUAAUUUGUAAAAGAGAAGAAAAACUCAUUUAAAAUUUGGCAUACCAGUCAUUUUUACAACAUUCUAAACAUAUGGGUUUUGCAGUCACGUGCUUAAUCUAUUCAAUGUGUUCAACAUAGACCAUCCUUGAACAUAUUUUACUUAAUGGAAUGCUUUAUUUAAGCAAUGAGGUAAAGUUGAUACAAUUAAAGGUACAAAACACAAAGGAGCCCAGCUUAACAGCACAAUGGGACACCCUUUGAUGCCAAAAGCUGCAGUCCAGUCACUGUCAGUCCAAUUGUGGGAGAGGUUAUCAUCAAGGAGCUUGGAUACAAAGUUCCCACCUGCAGAUUAUGAGGCUUCUGGUAGCUGCCUCCAUUCUCUUUAAAAGGAAAGAAAGAAAGAACAGGGGUGCAUAUGGUCCUAAAGCACCUCCCAGACUGUGGUUCUGUCUUUUGUGGCAACAUUAGAAUUAAAAGGGAAGCUCAUAUAUUAAACGGGGCAAGGUUACAGAAUGACCAUCAAGGCCAUUCCUAAGACCCUGAUGAUGAUGACAACUCUGAGUUGUUCUCAAAAUGUUCGUUCUUAGUUUAUAAUGAUUGGCUUAUUUAAGAAAAGGGAACUUUAGCUUUUCUAGUUUUAAGCCAAACCAAUGGAGUGAAAACAUCUUAAGUGAGCCCUGAAGUACAGUUUUGGUUAGCAUGUACUUGUGGAUUGCUUAUCCUGUGCCUUAAAGUAUGGAAAUAUAAAUGUGUUGUUUUCAAGUUUCAGACUUAAAAGAAGCCUUGUAGCUAUAUUUACCACAAUUUAUAAUCUGCACUAUGAGAACUCCUUUUACUGACUUUCAUCAUCAAGAAGGUCAGCCCUCCUUUUUCAAGAAUGUAAGCCAAAUACAAAUUAGUGUGUAUACAGCUUUGCAUUUAUAUUAUGUUCACUAUUUUAAUUCUAGUUCUAGCUUUGUCCUCUCUGCAAAUGGAAAAAAAGCAGAGGGAUUUAUUAUUAUUAUAUAGACCGCCUUUUGCUCAACUAAUUUUACAUGACAAUGCAUGUAUUUAUUCAAUAAAACUUUUCUGUUAGAUCA